UCAGAACGGUGCGUUUCAUAUUGAUAAGGUACUAUCAAUAUGUCUCGUCUCUUUCUCUUUCUUUGUUUCUUUUGCUAUUAUUCACAAAAACUCUCUUUCGCAUUGAUUAUUAUUCCCAUUGCUUGUUUGUCUUCAUCUUCUUCCUCCUCUGUUCUUUCAAGGGGAUCCAAAUAUGAACACAACCCAAAUUCUAAACCCGACCCGACCCAUUUGGCCCAGUUUCUCUUCGUCCAAAUCUCUUAGCGGUGAUGCUAACUGCAUGGAGCAGCUUCUCCUCCAUUGCGCAAACGCCAUCGAAUCAAACGACGCCACGUUGGCUCAACAGAUCAUUUGGGUGCUCAACAACCUCGCUUCACCCGACGGCGACUCAACUCAACUCAAAGACUCGCUGCCUCUUUCCUCCGCGCGUUAAUAUCACGCACCGCCUCCAAAAGCCCUGCGUUUGCGUUUCUAUCACUGGCUGCUACAGCUUCCAUAUCCCAGAAAACGCUACACCGGUUCUCCGUCAUAGAGCUCGCUGAGUUCGUCGACUUGACGCCAUGGCACCGUUUCGGAUUCAUAGCCGCCAACGCCGCAAUCCUCGACGCCGUAGAAGGUUACUCAUCCGUUCACAUCGUUGACUUAAGUUUGACUCACUGCAUGCAAAUCCCUACUCUUAUAGACUCCAUGGCAAACAAACUCCACAAAAAACCGCCUCCGCUUCUCAAACUCACCGUCAUUGCUUCCGACGCUGAAUUUCAUCCGCCGCCGUUGCUCGGAAUCUCCUACGAAGAGCUAGGUUCAAAGCUAGUAAACUUCGCAACCACACGUAACGUUGCAAUGGAGUUUAGAAUCAUAUCUUCUUCUUACUCCGACGGCCUCUCCUCCCUUAUCGAACAACUAAGAAUCGACCCAUUCGUCUUCAACGAAGCUCUCGUCGUUAACUGCCACAUGAUGCUUCACUAUAUCCCCGACGAAAUAUUAACUUCGAAUCUCCGAUCAGUUUUCUUGAAAGAACUUCGAGAUCUAAACCCAACGAUCGUAACCCUUAUCGACGAAGACUCGGAUUUCACGUCGACUAACUUUAUCUCCAGGUUACGGUCUCUUUAUAACUACAUGUGGAUUCCUUACGAUACCGCCGAGAUGUUUUUGACACGUGGUAGCGAGCAAAGACAGUGGUAUGAGGCAGAUAUAAGUUGGAAGAUAGAUAACGUAGUAGCCAAGGAAGGUGCGGAGAGAGUGGAGAGAUUAGAGCCGAAGAGCCGGUGACUUGAGCGGAUGAGGGAAGCUAAGUUUACCGGAGUUGGGUUCGGUGAGACGGCGAUGACAGAGGUUAAAACAAUGCUGGAGGAACACGCCACCGGUUGGGGAAUGAAGAAAGAUGUUGACGACGAUAAUGACGUGGAACGUUUUGUGCUGACGUGGAAGGGACAUAGCGUUAUGUUUGCUUCGGCUUGGGCACCACCAAACUAAAUUAAUGGGGUUGCUGUGCUUAUCAUGUCUUAGUUAACCCGACCCCGACCCGUUGUGUCUGAAUUGUGCUGACUUGCAAACUCUUUUUAUUUAGCAAAUCAAGUAACAUGAUUGGUCCGU
Messenger RNA from Arabidopsis thaliana (thale cress), 1572 nucleotides. Its product is annotated as GRAS family transcription factor. The record is from RefSeq and is marked reviewed. Lineage: Eukaryota; Viridiplantae; Streptophyta; Magnoliopsida; Brassicales; Brassicaceae. The transcript has 2 exons. Gene Ontology annotation, cellular component: nucleus. The coding region runs from base 640 to 1248 and encodes 202 amino acids.